UUAAUUCUCUUCUUCAUAUCUAUUACACAUGACAAACCAAGUUCUAUCUGUAUCAACAACAAUGGUUUCACAAAACCAUGUCAUUGAUACUGAGGAGGCGAUUAUCAUGGAACACGUUAAGGCUACACAUAAUCCCAGAGGUGAAAUGGAUGUCGAUGCAAGUUCUAUUCUCGAUUUUGUUGAUGACAUCUUCAAUUCCGAUACGAUUCCUCUAAAAGCAACGCAAGACAAGUUAACUCUAAAAGAGUACAUCCAGAAUGAGAUUUCAUCUCAUGUAUUACAACUCUCCUUAAUGGUAGCGUGUAGUUGUUUAAAUAAUGUUGAUAGUCACUCAAUAGCAAUUUGUCUACUAACUACACUAUCAGUGUAUCCAUGGCACACUAAGGCAGUAAUGAUGCUCACUUCAUUUGCGAUCAUCUAUGGAAAAUUUAAAGUUGUCUCACAAUCACGCCAACGCAGAGAAUUGGCCUACAACUUGGCUCUUUCAAAGCAAAUGUCUUCCUCUAACCCUAAAUAUUUAGAGGAUAACUCAAUAAAGUCUGCCUUAGAUCUCGUCAAGCUUAUGGUUGAGCUUAAACAUUCAUCUCCUAUGAUUGUGGCUAACUAUUGGAUAGCAAGAUUUGUUGUUGCUUAUACCAGACUUUGUAUUUUGGACCCCGAGUCCCAAAUUCAACUAUCUGAGCAGUCCAAGUUAUCCACCAAAAUCAAAGAGAUAAUGGCUUCUAGCCACUCACUACUAGAGGCAAAAAGGGCAGAAGAAAAUUAUCAAGCAUUGCUACAUGCUUUUGAUAAUUCUUCGGAUAUUUUGGAGGUUCUUAAAUUAAUAUUUGAUGUAAAAAAUGAUGAAGACGAAGUAAUUCUUCAUCUCAAGUGGUUGCUGGAGAAACUUGAUCGUGGAAUAGUUCAAAAGAAAAUUUCCCCAUGUCGAUUAGAUCUGUUUCGAGGGAAGGAAGUGUUAUUACUAAUAUCAUCUGGCAGACACUUCCCCUCUUAUGUAUAUAAUGCGCCUAGAGGAGUACAGAUGAUUUGGGUUCCUAUUACAAAGGUUGAGAAGAUGGGCCUACAAAUUAUUCAUAAUUAUGUCCAUCUUUUAGGGAGUGUAAUGAUUCGUCACAAACCGGUUGCACAAGUAUUCAGAAGAUUUCUUGAAGAUAAAUGUUUCCCAAUUUUUCAAGUCGGGGGUGAUCCUAUUGUCAUUUCACUGGACAAACGAGGAAGGUUGGUUCAUUAUAAUGCGUUGCACAUGAUACUGACAUGGAGAUAUCAACUAUAUGAAGAGACAACAAUGAACCAUGAUUUACUCCCUUCGUUAGAAAAUGAGUUGAGGGAAAGGACUUUGGGUGCUGACCGCGUGAUUGGUGAUAUUGACAAGCAAAUACACGACUUUGCUAGCCAGGUCCGCAAGAACAUCAACAAUUGGGUGAAUGAUAUUAAGGACAAGAUGAGAAGUUCGUUUCGUUCUUACAAUUACACAAGUGAGAGGGAACAAACUCUAAAUGGUAAAGAAUCAUGGAGCUUUAAACUUGUAGUAUCUUAUGACAUCUUUUACGGAUCCAAACUUGAUGAGUGGGUUGCUGAUGAAGAGUACAUUUUCUUAUGUGGAGGCAAUAACAAUAAACAAGUUCAAGAAUUUAUAUUAAGGAUACAGGAAAUUUGUUCCAAAAUCCAAAUGAAUUGGAGAAUUAUAUACAUUGGAAGAAGUGAAAAAACAUUAUUUGAUGAUGAGGUGAGAAGGAUGUGUGAUUCUACAAUUGAAAAGUAUAGUAUUAAGCGAUUUUGGACACGACUUCAAAGCAUGGCCUCGUCUAGAAUUCAAUAUUUAUUUAAGAUGGGUCUUGACGAAGGGAGUGAUGAAAUUAUGCAAGGAGUCAAAAAUUUGUUAGUUUACGAAGCUGAAGGUUCAACAGUUGGAGUAUGGGGUUUAUUAAGCAAAGGGAAUGGAAUAAUUGCAUGUGAUAUGGGAGAUAAAAUGCUCGGAGUCAUGAAUGAGUACGAGAAGUGGAAGGACAAUGCACAAAUCAAUGGUUUUGAUCGAGCAUUUAAGGAUUGCUAUGAGAUGAUGCUUAGUUCUUCCUCUUCUACUUCAUAUCACCACCCUUGUUGUUUCCUCAAUUAUCCUUCUAAUUUGGACAAAAUCCCAAACACCCAAUCAUGCCCUCAAUGUGAUCACAAUAUGCAUAAAUUUGUCACUUUCUCAUGUUGUCAUACUUUUAUGGAUCGUUAGAGUCAAAUAGAAAUGACAUUGAAAGUGUAUUCUCAUACCAUUUGACAUUGGUUAUGUUCCUCCUAACAUGUGCUUCAAUUUGUCCCUUGAUUAUUGAUU
Messenger RNA from Ipomoea nil (Japanese morning glory), 2323 nucleotides. RefSeq names its product protein SIEVE ELEMENT OCCLUSION B-like. Gene Ontology annotation, biological process: phloem development. Lineage: Eukaryota; Viridiplantae; Streptophyta; Magnoliopsida; Solanales; Convolvulaceae. The coding region runs from base 29 to 2224 and encodes 731 amino acids. The transcript is spliced from 8 exons. The record is from RefSeq and is a predicted model, not a curated record.